AUGAUUCAUCAACAACAAUUAUGUCCUGAUCAAUGUCAUCAAAUUUCAUCUAAUUCAACAAUAACAAAUUUUACUAUUGAUUAUAUUUUAUUUCAAAAGCAAACACUUCCAGACGAACAACAAACAACAACAUUAAAUAAUACUUUUUUCCAUAUAGUACAAGACAAAACUCAAACAUUCAUGAAUUAUUAUCUAGAACAAGGAAAUAUAACUAAAACGGAUUGUGCACAACAAACAGUUAAAAUAUGUCAAAAUGAUGCACAAACACAAACUAAUGUUAUACUAACAACAGGAACAACAACAAAUGAAUGA
Messenger RNA from Rotaria sordida, 312 nucleotides. The record is from the annotation of a GenBank genome assembly. Lineage: Eukaryota; Metazoa; Rotifera; Eurotatoria; Philodinida; Philodinidae.